Molecule: messenger RNA, 4464 nt
Organism: Dipodomys spectabilis (banner-tailed kangaroo rat)
Lineage: Eukaryota; Metazoa; Chordata; Mammalia; Rodentia; Heteromyidae
Gene: Hectd2
Product: HECT domain E3 ubiquitin protein ligase 2
Exons: 21
Coding region: 1-2322 (773 amino acids)
Biological process (GO): protein polyubiquitination
Molecular function (GO): ubiquitin protein ligase activity
Source: RefSeq, a predicted model, not a curated record
AUGAGUGAGGCGGGUCGGGAACCCCUGCCCGCCGCGCCGCCGGCGGUGGCGGCGGCCGCCUCAGAGGAGAAGAAAGGGAAGGACCCGGAGCGCGAGCGGCUGCCGCCCAUCGUGCCGGCCGGGGCGGCCGCGUGUUUGGACAGAGGUGCCAAAGGCCAAAUACCCACUUUCAGCAGUUUUGUUUCAACUGUUAGCCAGAAGAAAGAAGCUGAAAAUAGAAGUUCACCUACACAUCUUGUUUUCCCUAACAUCAAGAAUGUGAGAGACCUACCACCAAUUUGCCUUGAUGUUAGACAAAAGCAGCGAAUCUCUAUUGAUGUAUUAUCAUCUGAAAUGAAGGCCCCAAUCCUUCCAGAACCACUCCUUCCUAUCCAGCCCAAAACUAUGAAAGACUUUCAGGAAGAUGUAGAAAAAGUUAAGACAUCAGGGGAUUGGAAAACAGUACAUGAUUUUUAUCUUACAACAUUUGAUUCUUUCCCAGAAUUAAAUACUGCAUUUAAGAAAGAUGCCACGGCUUUAUUUAAUACCAUUGAAGACUCUGGGAUUAAUGCUAAAUUUGUGAAUGCUGUGUAUGAUGCCUUACUUAGUACUCCUCAAGACAUUCAGAAGACAGUAUUGAAGGGAAUCAUUAACAGUCUGUUACGAGAGUGGAAAGGCCCACGAAGUAAAGAUGAUCUUAGAGCUUAUUUUAUACUUUUACAGAAUCCUCAAUUUAAUAACACAUCUACGUAUGUCAUCUAUGCUCACUUGCUACGACAAAUAGCUGCCUUAGUGGAAGCUGACCAUCAUUUUCUAGUUCACUGGUUUAAAAAAUUAUCCCAGAAGAGGUUCAAACAGUUGGUAGAGAGAUUGCUGCAAUUUAUUUCCUUACGCCUGUUUCCUGCAAAGCCUGAAGAAUUUCCCCCUAUAACAAAGUGUUCCUGGUGGAUUCCAUCAGCAUCUAAAGUGUUGGCUUUACUUAAUACUGCAAACAAUUUGGUUCAUCCUCCUCUUAUUCCUUAUACUGAUUUCUAUAAUUCUACACUGGAUCAUAUUGAUCUCAUGGAAGAAUAUCAUACUUGGCAGAGCUUUGGAAACUCUCACAGGUUUUCCUUCUGUCAGUACCCGUUCGUUAUUUCUAUAGCUGCCAAAAAAAUCAUUAUUCAGAGAGACUCAGAGCAACAGAUGAUAAGCAUCGCAAGGCAAAGUCUGGUGGAUAAAGUAUCUCGAAGACAGAGACCUGAUAUGAAUAUGUUAUUUCUAAAUAUGAAAGUAAGGCGGACACAUCUGGUUAGCGAUUCACUUGAUGAGUUAACCCGGAAAAGAGCAGACCUGAAAAAGAAGUUAAAAGUUACAUUUGUAGGAGAAGCUGGUUUGGAUAUGGGUGGCUUGACUAAAGAAUGGUUCCUUCUUCUAAAUCGCCAAAUUUUUCAUCCCGAUUAUGGCAUGUUUACAUAUCACAAGGAUUCACACUGCCAUUGGUUUAGCAGCUUCAAAUGUGAUAAUUAUUCUGAAUUCCGAUUGGUUGGAAUUCUUAUGGGACUAGCAGUUUAUAACAGCAUUACCUUGGAUAUUCGUUUCCCUCCCUGCUGUUACAAGAAAUUAUUGAGCCCUCCCAUCGUUCCUGAUGACCAAAAUACACCAGUAGGCAUCUGCAGUGUUACCAUUGAUGACUUAUGUCAAAUUAUGCCUGAAUUGGCCCAUGGAUUAAGUGAACUUUUAUCAUAUGAAGGCAAUGUUGAAGAAGAUUUCUAUUCAACAUUUCAGGUUUUUCAAGAAGAAUUUGGAAUAAUUAAGUCUUAUAAUUUAAAGCCAGGAGGUGAUAAAAUUCCAGUUACCAAUCAAAAUAGAAAAGAAUAUGUACAGCUCUAUAUUGACUUCCUUCUCAACAAAUCUAUCUAUAAGCAGUUUGCUGCAUUUUAUUAUGGAUUUCAUAGUGUAUGUGCUUCAAAUGCCCUAAUGCUGCUUCGUCCAGAAGAAGUUGAAAUUCUUGUCUGUGGAAGUCCUGAACUGGAUAUGCAUGCUUUGCAGAGAAGUACUCAAUAUGAUGGCUAUGCAAAAACAGAUGUAACUAUAAGAUACUUUUGGGAUGUUGUACUUGGAUUCCCUCUUGAUCUUCAAAAAAAGUUGCUUCAUUUUACUACUGGAAGUGACAGAGUACCGGUAGGAGGGAUGGCUGAUUUGAACUUCAAAAUUUCAAAGAAUGAAACCUCUACUAACUGGCUACCUGUGGCUCACACCUGCUUCAAUCAACUCUGCCUUCCCCCCUACAAGAGCAAAAAGGACCUGAAACAGAAAUUGAUCAUUGGAAUUUCAAAUUCAGAAGGUUUUGGACUUGAGUAACCUAGCAGACUUGAAAUAUAAAUUUUAUAUGUAGCAUUCACUUCCCUCUUAUUGUGCCUUUAACCUUUUUGUGUUUCUGUCUCAAGAUACUUUCACAAAGUUCACCAACUUUAAAAUACUGAAGCUUUUUUAAAUCAAGUAUGAAAUAUGCUUAGUGAAGGCAUGAUUUUCUAAAAACAGAAAUUUCUUGUGUGAAAGAAAGACCACAUGGCAAAGGCAGGUGUGGGUCCAGUUGCUCUUUUCUAUAGCACUUUAUCAUUUUCCAUAAGUAGUUUGUCACAGGUGUUCCACUGGGAAAGCAAGGUGCAGUAAGAAAUGCAUUUAUGACAAAGUUAAGCCCAGUGGCAGAUUGUGCGCUGCUAGCACACCGUAGCAAAGUAAGCAGCUACAUUAUCUUUAACAUAAGGCAUGUAGCCAUAUUUUCAUAUUGAGGUAAACAACAGUAUAAGUGCACAUGCAGUUUACAGGGUCUUUUGAUAUACUGGUUUGGGGUCCUAUACGAUUCUUUUCAACUGUUGCUGAAAAGCAUGUAAAUAACUACAUAAUAGCCUAAGAAAAAUGGAAUUUUGAUAGUGACAUUUAUUGCUAAAGAUUUAUUUUUACAAAGUAAAUUCAGGGUUUUAGAUGUGUACACAGCUUUUACAAAUCAAUAAAAAGAUGAUUGUAUAAGAGUAUUUUCAGACUAAUUGGAUUUAAGGUUAUAUUCUUUUAAGUAUUGUUAGUCUGCAUGCACAUUGGCAGCAAACCAGUUACCUGAGUACUCUGUAAUAUUUGUAUAAUGAUCAUUUCUUCUUAAAGAUCAAGAUAUUAGAAAAAAAUCAGAUCUGAAUAAUCACUGAUGAACUAAGUCAGAAGCACAAAAGAACUGCUUUUAUAUAUAUUUUGAUUGGUGUACAAGACAUACUUAUUUAAUUCUGAUCACCAGUUGUACUGAAACACUAAUUUUUGGAAAAAAUAGGAUAAAGUAUUUGACAAAAGUGGAUACAAUAAUAGCAUUUAUGUCAAAAUGAUAGAGCUUGGUAUAAUGAAAAGCUCAACAUUUUGGCUAAAAUGUUUGUUGCUCACUGGAUUCUGAAUAUAGUAAAUUCAAACAUACCCUUGUUUCUCAUUUCCCAUAAAAUAGCAUGUAAAAAACACUGCCCUUUAAGUCACAGUAAUUUUUUUUAUUUAUAGCGAAUGAAGCAGUUUUAUUAGCAUGUUACAAACAUUUUUGGAUUGAAUUCUCUUAUUCUUUGAGAGUUUUUCUUCAGAAUACUCUGAAGUUGUAUUUGCAAUAAUAAUGAAACCAGCAUUUAGUACCAGCAUAUGAUUCAUUUGCAAAUAAUACUUCCAAAAUCUUUUCUGAGUUAGGCCAUUUCCUUGCUAUUAUGCUUCCUGCACCCAACCAGCAGAAUUCUUCAAGGGUGGAGGAACUAACCAGCUUGUUUUCCUACAGUUCUGAAGCCAACUCCUUAAUCUUUGAGGGAAAGGAGUCAGUUGAGUUACUAUUACUGCUGAGAUUGAAAUGACUCUGCUUCUCCACUUGGUAUGCUAUACAGCGUAUUUCUUCUUCAAAUUCUUGGCAAGCCUAUGAGAGUUAAAGGCAUAUUGGUUUGGUAUGGUUUUAUUCUGUUUUUAACCCACAUGCAAAUAAAACUGCUUCUCUCUUACACUGCUUGAACUAGAAUGUAAGAUGUUUAAUGUAGGUUACUACUAAUAAGCACAAAAGAAUCAUGUAUAAGAAACCAGAUUUUCAAGUGUUUUAAGUAAAUGUAAAAGUUUUUAUUUGAUAGAGAUGACUCAUGGAAAAUAGUGUUGGCUUGGUCUGCAUGUUUAAUGAUGUGCUUGUAUAUGAUAGCUAUGUCACUUUUAAGUAAGAUGUUCACAAGCAAGCCAGAUGUUAAGUGACAACGUCCAUAAAUAACUGGAGGAUUAUUGUUAUCUGUUGUUAAGUUGAAAUUUAUAAAUCACUAAAUUGCACAUAACCUUUAUUUAUUUAUGCUGUUUUCGGUUUACAGUGUAAUAAUACCUCAUUUAAAAUUAAAAACCACUACUGUUACAUUUUGUUAAUUUAAACAGCUAGAAAAUUCAUGUAGUUACUUUUUUAUAUGCAAUCUGUUAAUGAAUUCUUGAUUUUUGUAUCCACCACAGUAAAUUAAAGCA